AUGGCUGCUGACGGGGUGGACGAGCGCUCCCCUCUGCUCUCCGCGCCCAGCUCCGGCAAUGUCACCCCCACCGCGCCGCCCUAUUUACCAGAGAGCAGCCCCAGAGCAGAACUCCCCCCUCCGUAUACCGCCAUAGCCAGUCCUGAUGCCAGUGGUGUUCCUGUAAUAAACUGCCGCGUGUGCCAAUCACUAAUCAGUUUGGAUGGCAAGCUUCACCAACAUGUCGUUAAGUGCACAGUUUGCAAUGAAGCUACGCCAAUCAAAAACCCUCCUUCAGGAAAGAAGUAUGUUAGAUGUCCAUGUAAUUGUCUUCUUAUCUGUAAGGAUACGUCUCGGCGAAUAGGAUGUCCGAGACCCAACUGUAGACGCAUCAUUAACCUUGGUCCAGUGAUGUUGAUUCCAGAAGAGCAGCCAGCUCAGCCUGCCUUGCCAGUUCAGCCAGAAGGUACUCGGGUGGUGUGCGGACACUGUGGAAAUACAUUCCUGUGGAUGGAACUGAGGUUUAACACUUUGGCAAAAUGCCCACACUGCAAAAAAAUUUCCUCUGUUGGAAGUGCACUCCCGCGAAGACGCUGCUGUGCAUACAUUACCAUUGGAAUGAUAUGCAUCUUCAUUGGAGUUGGAUUAACUGUUGGUACGCAAGAUUUUGCCAGGCAUUUCCAUGCAACAUAUGUUUCUUGGGCUAUUGCUUAUCUCUUAGGCUUGAUCUGCCUUAUUCGAGCCUGUUACUGGGGAGCCAUAAAAGUUAGUUAUCCAGAGCACAGUUUUGCAUAG
Emys orbicularis (European pond turtle) is the source of this 774-nucleotide messenger RNA. It is a transcript of the gene PIP4P2, whose product is annotated as phosphatidylinositol-4,5-bisphosphate 4-phosphatase 2. Gene Ontology annotation, cellular component: late endosome membrane; plasma membrane; phagocytic vesicle membrane. Gene Ontology annotation, molecular function: phosphatidylinositol-4,5-bisphosphate 4-phosphatase activity. The transcript has 7 exons. The record is from RefSeq and is a predicted model, not a curated record. Lineage: Eukaryota; Metazoa; Chordata; Testudines; Emydidae. Gene Ontology annotation, biological process: phosphatidylinositol dephosphorylation. Bases 1 to 774 code for a protein of 257 amino acids.